Molecule: messenger RNA, 1866 nt
Organism: Chinchilla lanigera (long-tailed chinchilla)
Lineage: Eukaryota; Metazoa; Chordata; Mammalia; Rodentia; Chinchillidae
Gene: Sigirr
Product: single immunoglobulin and toll-interleukin 1 receptor (TIR) domain
Exons: 13
Coding region: 544-1767 (407 amino acids)
Biological process (GO): signal transduction
Source: RefSeq, a predicted model, not a curated record
GGCGCGGGGUGGGGCUGCACCUGCCGCUGCGCACCUGGGCCAGGUAAGAGGCCCCGCCCCCGAGGCUGGCAGCAGAUGAGCGGCUGUCGCGACUCAGGCCCACCGAGGUCAGAGGUCAGAGACCCUGGGGCUGCUCACUCUGAGGAGAGCGAUAGAGGACUUCACUCCUGGGUAUAGCAUGCAGCUGAGGAUCUGUGGACACUGCCUGUGGCCCAGCUGAGGGGAGAGCUUGCUUCCAACCACAUGAGUGACCUCAAUGACCGACUCCUUCCAGGAGGAAAGAGCUGGAACCAGGUCUGGCCAUAUACUCCAGGCACAGCAGUCCACUGCAGAGAUAGCCAAGAAGGAGGCCAACUGCCAUCUUGUGAGACCAGGUCCCACCAGCAGCCUCUGACCUGUCCAGGCAGCCUGUCCAACCAGCCACAAGGACAGAGACAGACCCUGCCCAGCCCUUCGUGAACCCAUCUGCUCUGUUAAGGAGCCCUGUGGAGCAGAGGUGGCCCCAGAGUCCAACCUGAUUUGAAGAGGCCCCAGCCAGAGCCCAUGGCAGGUGUCUGUGACAGGGCCCCAGACUUCCUCUCCCCAGCUGAAGACCAGGCCCUAGGGCCUUCCCUGGGCAGUGCAGUCACUCUAAAUUGCACGGCUUGGGUGGCCUUUGGGCCCCACUGCCCCCCACCUUCAGUCCAGUGGCUAAAAGAUGGGCUUCCACUGGGAAACAUAAGCCACUACCAUGAGGACUCUUGGGUCAAGACCAAGUUCUCAGAGGUGCUUGUGUCCAGUGUCCUGUGCAUCAACGUGACCAAAGCUGAGGACUAUGGGAUCUUCACUUGCUCUGUCCACAAUGUCAGCUCCUCCUCCUUCAUUCUUCAGAGAGCUGGCCUGGCGGACCAUGUGGCUGCGGUGCUGGCCGCCCUCCUGGUCAUUCUCCUGCUGCUCGCGGGGCUGCUCUACGUGAAGUGUCGUCUCAACGUGCUGCUGUGGUACCAAGACACGCAUGGGGAAGUGGAAAUGAACGACGGGAAGCUCUACGACGCCUUCGUCUCCUACAGCGACUGCCCAGAGGACCGCAAGUUCGUGAACUUCAUCCUAAAGCCGCAGCUGGAGCGACGUCGGGGUUACAAGCUCUUCCUGGACGACCGCGACCUCUUACCCCGCGCAGAGCCCUCGGCCGACCUCCUGGUGAACCUGAGCCGCUGCAGGCGCCUCAUCGUGGUGCUUUCGGACGCCUUCCUGGGACGGGCCUGGUGCAACCACAGCUUCCGGGAGGGCCUAUGCCGGCUGCUGGAGCUGACGCGCAGACCCAUCUUCAUCACCUUCGAGGGCCCGCGGCGCGACCCUGCGCACCCUGCGCUGCGCCUGCUGCGCCAGCACCGCCACCUGGUCACCCUGCUACUCUGGAGGCCCGGCUCCGCGAUGCCGUCCUCCGAUUUUUGGAAAGAGCUGCAGCUUGCACUGCCGCGAAAGGUGCAAUACAGGCCGGCAGAGGGGGACCCCCAGACCCACCUUCAGGAUGACAAUGACCCCAUGCUGAUCGUGCGAGGCCGUGCCGCUGAGGGCCGAGCUCUGGAACGGGAGCUGGACCUCGAUCCCGAGGGAGACCUGGGUGUACGAGGGCCUGUCUUUGGGAAGCCACCAGCUCCACCACAUGCAAGAGGGGUCUCAAUGGGAGAGGGCCGUGGCAGCGAGAUGGACAUCUCUGAUCUUGGCUCCCGAAACUACAGUGCCCGCACAGAUUUCUACUGCCUGGUGUCUGAGGAGGACGUGUGACGCUUACCCCAGCCUGGGAGCCAGGAACAGGCAGGUUCCUGCCAUGCAGGAUGACAAACCCUGCCUGCAGCCCAGGGCCCUCAGGGAAGUGGUGUGGAC